AUGAAAAUAAUUAAUUUCAUAUCAAAGCUUCAAAAAUCAAUCUAUUUAUUUUUAUAAUUAGAUUGUGUUAUAUUUGUUAAUGUUGGGAGAGAUGAAAAUCUCUAUUAGAAAUUUUAUUAUGUCAAAUAAAUCUUCUAAUUUGAUAAAUAAUAGAAGGAAAGAGAAAUAGAAUUAAUAGAAAGCUAGAGAGAAAUUAUAAGGAUAUAAUUUAGAAUUACUAGAGAAUUAUUCUAGUUAUUUUGGAUGAUAUUUUUAUAAUAAUUUCGAAAACAAAAAGUAUAAAACCACAAAAUAUGAUUGGGCUGAAGUUGAUUUUAAAAAAAAAAGAUUAUUGGUAUCAUUUAUUUGAAAUUAUUGGUACAAAGAAUAUUGAAUGUAUUAAUUUGGGUAACUGAAAAACUUAUAAAAUUGAAUAAGAAUAAAAUUGGGUGUUUAGAUAGAAUGGUAAGGAUGUAAAUUAGACAAUUUAGAGUAAUAGAGGAGUUUGUUUAUGUAAAAAAUUGUUAAUAAGGGGAUCAUAAACUUAUUUUAGAUAAGUUCUAGAAGACAUUAGAAGAAUAAAGAGAAGUGUAUGUUUUGAAUUUUUUGAGUUCUAAAGAAGGCAGUUUUUAUUUUGGGUUAAGAAAGUUGGUAAGAAGAGAUUUUAAACUUAGUUGUAUAAGCCAAAUGAAAUAAUCAAUGAAAAGUUGA
Molecule: messenger RNA, 690 nt
Organism: Paramecium sonneborni
Lineage: Eukaryota; Ciliophora; Oligohymenophorea; Peniculida; Parameciidae
Source: the annotation of a GenBank genome assembly